Microthlaspi erraticum is the source of this 972-nucleotide messenger RNA. The record is from the annotation of a GenBank genome assembly. NCBI's taxonomy places the organism in Eukaryota, Viridiplantae, Streptophyta, Magnoliopsida, Brassicales, Brassicaceae.
AUGAAACCUCCUCCGGCGAAGCUAUGCGGCUCCCUAGAAGGUCCACCGAUCACAGCACCGCGGAUAAAGCUGCGAGACGGGAGACAUUUGGCUUACAAAGAGCAUGGACUUCCGAGAGAAAAAGCUAACAACAAAAUCGUCCUCAUCCACGGAUCCGAUAGUUGUCGACACGACGCCGUUUUCGCCACACUCCUGUCUCCGGAUUUAGUGGAGGAGCUAAGCGUGUAUAUGGUUUCGUUCGACAAACCGGGUUAUGGAGAGAGCGAUCCGGAUCCAAACCGUACUCCGAAAAGCUUGGUUUUGGACAUUGAAGAGCUCGCUGAUCAACUGAGUCUUGGAGAGAAGUUCUACGUGCUCGGGAACUCGAUGGGAGGACAAGCAACAUGGGGUUGCCUUAAAUAUAUUCCUCAUAGGUUAGCCGGAGUAGCUUUGGUUGCUCCGGUGGUUAACUAUUGGUGGAAGAACUUACCUUUGAAUCUUUCCUCGGAAGGUUUUAACUUGCAACCAAGUAGAGACCAGUGGGCGGUUCGUGUGGCUCACUAUGCUCCUUGGCUGACUUACUGGUGGAACACACAGAAAUGGUUCCCAGGUUCGAGUGUUGCGAACCGAGAUGAUGUUAGUUUGUCACAGCCGGAUAAAGAUAUCAUUUUGAAGCUUGGUUCUUCGAAGAGGCCGCAUUUGGAAGAAGUUAGGCAGCAAGGACUACAUGAGAGUGUUAACCGUGACAUGAUCGUGGGAUUUUUAAGUUGGGAAUUCGAUCCUAUAGAGCUCGAGAAUCCGUUCUUGAACAUUAAUGGCUCUGUUCAUUUGUGGCAAGGAGAUGCGGAUAUGUUAGUUCCUGUGACGAUGCAACGUUACAUUGCGGAGAGGCUUCCAUGGCUUCAGUAUCAUGAAGUUGCGCGAAGUGGCCAUUUGUUCCACUUCGCUGAAGGUGUGGUUGAUGACAUUGUUAAGACUCUCUUAACCACAUAA